This is a messenger RNA of Paramecium sonneborni, 781 nucleotides long. The record is from the annotation of a GenBank genome assembly. NCBI's taxonomy places the organism in Eukaryota, Ciliophora, Oligohymenophorea, Peniculida, Parameciidae.
AUGAAUAAUCUAAUUACAUUAUUGUUUAUAAUAGAAAUAAUUUCAGGUUCAGAACAGUGUUAAUGUUCAAAUUUUACACAACCUUUAUACUGCAAUUAAUUUAAGUAAUGCAAUUGGAAUGGUAAAAAUUGUUAUCAACUUAAUUGUACAUAAAUUCAAACAUAAUCGAAAUGUAUAGCUCCAUAAUGUGCUUGGUAUUUGGAAAAAUGUCAUGAUGGAUAAUCGUGUAAUUAUUAUACAGAUAAAUAAAUUUGCAAUUAAAUAUUUGGAUGUGUCGCAAAUGAUGGAUAUUGUCUUCCAUAUGAAGAUUGCAGUUUUCAAACCUAAGAUAAAUGUAAUGGAAUAACUCCUUCAGGAAUAUAAUGUUUUUGGAAUUCCUAAACCUAGAGUUGCCUUAAAUUUUAAACAUGCAAUAGAUUGUCUUUGGAUAAUAAUGAUUGUAAUUCAAUACCUUACUGUAUUUAAAAGAAGAAAUAAUGCGAGAGUUUUAGCAAUUUAAAAUGUUCUGAUUUAGAAUCUGUAUUUUCUAUCAUCAUUAUUAGCAAAUUGAUUGUAGCAGAAUGGCAUCUUAUUAAUGUUCAUGGUAAAAUGGUUAAUGUGAAUACAUUGCUUGUUCUACAUAUACAACUUAAUCUUCCUGUAGUAUUAAUUUUUGUACUUGGAGUGGAUCAUCUUGUUUAUAUUGCCCAGUAAAAAAUUUUAUAUAUAUAUUUAGAUUGAUAAUACUUUUAGCAAAUUACUUAUAUUUCUAAAUAUAUUUUUUUUGGCGGUAUUAUUUUGA